Molecule: messenger RNA, 263 nt
Organism: Meloidogyne enterolobii
Lineage: Eukaryota; Metazoa; Nematoda; Chromadorea; Rhabditida; Meloidogynidae
Source: the annotation of a GenBank genome assembly
UUUCUUCCCUAUCAAUUUCCAAAUCUCAAAAGAUGACCCAAAGAAUUUUUUUUGGGGAUAUAACCUUUCACAACAGCUUACAAAUCUGCGCAUCUAAGUACACACAAAAAUGCUUUUGUUAUUUAAUUAAAAGGCCGAAAAAGAUACCCCCCCCCUCCUUUUGCUUGACUGCUUUUACUUUAUUUUUUAGUUUUUUGUCCGCCCAUUAUUCUUCUCUCCAUUCUUUUAUUCUUUUAGCUUCACCCGAUUCAUUUUUAUUUUAA